Molecule: messenger RNA, 1533 nt
Organism: Besnoitia besnoiti
Lineage: Eukaryota; Apicomplexa; Conoidasida; Eucoccidiorida; Sarcocystidae
Exons: 2
Coding region: 1-1533 (510 amino acids)
Source: RefSeq, a predicted model, not a curated record
AUGAUCUCGCCGAAACACGCUUCCCGUCGUGCCUCGUCUCCUCCGCCUUCAUGCAAGCCAGACCUGGAGGCGCAUGCGUUUGCCGAGUGCGCUGCGUCAACAGCCGGCAGCUCGCUGGAAGCCGGGCCUCGCAGCAGGGAGCUAACCAGCCGCUCAACUAGCUAUGAAUAUCCUGUUUUUGAAGAGACGACGAACCUGCGCGCUGCGGACGCGCUGAGCCACGCUGGAAUCGCGAAGAAGGAAGCCAUGCAACUCAAAAAUGGAGAUGGCGCGCGGCCGCCGCCAAGCAGAGACGCCCAGAGGCGAGGACUGCCUCGGGUAAAUACGGAGAAACGGAAUGGCGCCCUAACACGGGACCCGAGCCGCUUAGACACCCAACGCAGCGACUCGCGAGGGAGGAAGCGGAACGCAGCCGACGCAGACCAGGAGCAAACGAACGACGAAUCGAAGAGAGAGAUGCGGCAGAGGGAGCAUGCGAAGCGAGGAUCUCACGGGCGAGCCAGAGAGAACCCAAGGGAAGGCGUCGCCAAGGGGCGCGGAGAGAACGAAGGCGACCAUCUGAGGAAGCAAGUGGCUGGGGUCAAGGUGAGCAAAUCAGACAGACAGAGUGGGGGAAGUUCCCCGUCCUCGCUCGCCGCGCUUCGGCCGAAACACGCCACGAAGAGUCGCGAUCAUGAAGCCGCCCAAGCCUCCUUUCGUCGCGGCAGAAACAGGAAAGAAGGGCAUACAGAGGACGACGCGACUCCUGAAGCGGCGCGCAAGAGGGAGUUGAAGAAGCUGAACAGGCGCCGUUCUCAAGUCAGAACGCAGGAAGAGGAGGACGAUGAAGAAGACGACGGCUCGGAUUCAAGCCCCGACACGGAGCCGAUUGUCUUCCCGCGCCGGCAACAACCUUUGCGGUAUUUUCGUGCGUCUAAGUAUCAAGCUCUGCUGGAGGAGGCGAAGAAGAAAGGCCAAACGAAGAAGCGCUCGUCCGCGCUGCAGGGGGAUUUGCUCUCUUUGUACGGCGGAGUUGACAUGUGGGAGUCGAGUGAAGAAGACGACGACUGGAGCCCAGAGAAGGUCUACGGGCGCGAUCAGGCGAGGAGACUGCUGCGAAACAAACAGAGUGAGAGCAGCUCGGAUGAAGAAGACGACGAUGAGAAUGACGACGCCUCGGGCGCCUCAGAAAACGAGACGGCGGAGAACUCUGAGGACGACACAGACCCUCGAGUCGGGAGAGCAGAACGAGGCGAGGAGAAAAAGAGAAGGCCCGCUGGCAGCGGAGGAGAGACCCGGGAGCUGAUGCACAUCAGGGAAUCCCCGCGCUCGCGGCCGAGGCAAAUGAACACCAGGAAGGGCAGCGCUCCCUGCAAAGGAAGCGACGGAGGGACGAAGAGCGUCGACGGGCGAGGUGACGUUGCAGAAGGAGACGAGACCGAAGAACCAGCAAAGGCAGCAUAUGUGAAAACGAAGUCAAAAACUCAAGCGGCAGAUGCCGAUCAACUCCCGCGGCGCAGACAACGAAAGGCACGGAAACUCGACAACCAGUGA